This is a messenger RNA of Acaromyces ingoldii, 5426 nucleotides long. RefSeq lists its product as hypothetical. The record is from RefSeq and is a predicted model, not a curated record. NCBI's taxonomy places the organism in Eukaryota, Fungi, Basidiomycota, Exobasidiomycetes, Exobasidiales, Cryptobasidiaceae. Gene Ontology annotation, molecular function: ATP binding; protein binding; protein serine/threonine kinase activity. The coding region runs from base 38 to 5329 and encodes 1763 amino acids. Gene Ontology annotation, cellular component: phosphatidylinositol 3-kinase complex, class III, type II; phosphatidylinositol 3-kinase complex, class III, type I; late endosome. The transcript has 2 exons. Gene Ontology annotation, biological process: autophagy of peroxisome; macroautophagy; late endosome to vacuole transport.
CUCUCGAGAUCCGUGCAGUGACGACCACGACGGCACGAUGGGGGCUACCUCGUCGACGGCUGCGGCUUCGGCUCGGCUUCCCGUGGGCGUCAACAACCUGGUCGGAGAGCUCGGUGGAGAUGUGCAGUAUGACCGAGGGGUCGGCUCAUCUCGUUUCCUCAAGGCCAUCCGCGCAAAGCACAAGUACGGCCCGCUGAUCGUCAAGACCUUCCUGAAACCUGAUCCCUCAAUAUCAUUGCAGUCUCUCGUUCGAAGGUUGCGUGUCGAGAGAGAGGCAUUGGCCGAUGUCCCCAAUGUGCUCACCUACCAACGUGUCACCGAGACUGCCACGGCGGGCUACCUCAUCCGACAAUGGGUGGCCAGCAACCUCUACGAUCGGAUAUCGACCAGGCCUUUUCUGACCAACAUUGAAAAGAAAUGGAUCACCUACCAGCUCCUGUCCGCGAUGAAAGAAGCCAGGAAGCGAAAGAUCCCCCAUGGCGAUUUGAAGAGCGAAAACGUCCUCGUCACCUCUUCGCUUUCCGUCUAUGUCACCGACUUUGCUGCCUCCUUCAAACCGGCCUCAUUACCGCUCAACGAUCCUUCCGACUUCAACUACUUUUACGAUACGUCAGGCAGGAGGACCUGCUACGUGGCUCCCGAGCGCUUCUACAGCGACGAUGCGGCAGCCGCAAGAGAAAGACAAAAGGCCAAGGCUGUCUUUGCCCAGAAGGAAGGGCCCACAAUCGACCUGGCUGCCGAGGUUCUCGGUCAAAAGAGCCAGGGCAAAGUGACAGAGGCCAUGGACGUCUUUUCGCUUGGUUGCGUCAUUGCGGAGCUCUGGCGCGACGGCGCGCCCAUCUUUACCCUCACCCAACUCUUCAAGUACCGAGCCGGCCAAUUCGACAUCGAAGGUCCUCUGGCUGAGAUCGCCGACGAAGGAGUCAGAGACAUGGUCCGGUCCAUGAUCAGCCUCGAUCCAGACUCGAGAUUGACAUUCGCCGAGCACCUCGAGCGGGCAAGGGGCAGCAUUUUUCCAGAAUGCUUUCAGUCGUUUCUCCAUCGUUAUCUCAUUACGCUUCAGCGAGUCUCUCCUCAGGCAAAUGUUUCGCCCGACCACACCUCGAAUACAGGAGAGGCGACCGGCUCGACCUCGGCGCCUUCGGAUGCAGGCACCACAACGGCCGAUGCAUUCAACAUUCUCCGCACGGAGGCAGACGAGCGCAUCGAGAGGCUGUACGAAGAGUGGGCGGUCGUCACUCGCGUCCUCCAGGGUCAUAAGGAUGCCCUCGAAUUGGACGCGCCCGACGGCUUUGGGUCCAGUUCGACUUGGGCGAUGCGAAAGGUCAUUCCCGUCCAGCUCUGCAUUCCUGGCAUACCCAGUCAGGCGCUGUCAGAGCCCCGUGAGCCCAUCGACGAGGACGGACCGGCGCUGCUCAUCUUGUCCCCGCUCCUCGCCAAUCUUCGUAAUGUGUCGAGGCCGUCGACGAAGCUGCGCGCUUUCGACCUGCUUCUCCAUCUCUCCUCGCGAUGGCUUACCGAUGAAGCAAAGCUGGACCGCGUGCUGCCGUACAUCGUCAGCAUGCUCGACGACGAGUCAGAGAUCGUACGAGCUGCGGCUGUUCGCACCUGCACCCAGCUCUUGGCCCUCGUCGAUGUCAUCACACCCUCCAACGCCAUCACCUUUACCGAGUACAUCAUGCCCACCUUGCGCCGCCUGUCGAAGGAUAAUUCGGCCACGGUGCGAGCCAUGUAUGCGUCCUGCAUGGUGACCCUGGUCCAAACUGGCCAUCGGUUUCUGCAGAUAACCUCGGCCAUGCGCGCUGAAGGCCUGUUUGCCGCCGACGCCGUCCACCAUGAAGGUAUCGCAGACGCAGACGACUUUCUCAGCGGCCAAUAUCCCGAAGAGGCAAACUACGAUCUGCAGAUGAAACGCCUAGCAUCCUUCUUUCAGGAGCAGGUAGCCUCGCUCUUGACCGAUGCAUCCGUUGCCGUCAAGCGCAACCUCCUCGACGACAUCGCUCCCCUCUGCUCCUUUUUCGGCUCCGGUCCAACCAACGAUGUCGUUCUCAGCCACAUGAUCACCUACCUCAACGACCGGAGUUGGUUGCUGAGGCAAGCCUUUUUCGACGCCAUCGUCAGCGUCGGGCGGGUGGCCGGGCCGAGAAGUGUGGAGAUGUACGUCUUCACGCUCAUCCUGCCUGCUCUGUCAGAUCCAGAGGAGUUCGUCGUCCUGCGCGUCUUGCAAUGCCUCGUGGAGCUCGCGAGCGAGGAUCUCUUGUCCAAGUCAAAGAUCUUUGACGUUGUGGGCGCUGUCGCCGGCUUCCUCUGCCACCCCAACCACUGGCUUCGGACGGCUUCGGCGCUCGUUGUCGCCACCGCGGCUGAACAGCUACCCACGACUGACGUCUGGGCAGUCGUCUACCCCUCAGUCAGGCCACUCCUGCGAGCAGACAUUCACCGCAUGGACACGCUGAGCUUGCUCCAAUUUGCAAAAUCGCCCCUCAGCCGGCCCGUCAUGGAAGGUGCGGUGCAGUGGGCAGCGCGCGUCAACACGACUGGCUUCUGGAAGCCUCCUCCUGAGGCAAAGGGUCGCGCAGGCCUGGGCAACGGACUUGGUGCAGAGGGCGUUGGGCUACUUGCGGGCAGAAAAGGUCGUGAAGUCUCCAAGACGGCCAUCCAGAGGAGUGAAGAAGACGAUGGGUACCUCGACAAGCUCCGAAUGUUGGGUCUUGGUGCCGACGACGAGAUCAAGCUGGUCGGGCUGCGAGACUACCUCUCAAAGCUGGCCAAGCAGUCUUCUUUGACGAGGGGAUCUGUCCAGCAAUCGUCUUCGGCCCUGCAAGAGGACAGCACCCUCCCGCGUUUACAGAUCCGAUCUGUCUUGGCUGAGCAGAAGCUCGACGGUGUCACGCCCUUGACCAUUUUCUUUGGCCCACCUCGAGCCUGGAAGAAUUCAGCACCGGCAUCGACCGUGAAGGCAGGCCCCGACGGCGCGUCUCUCUCUAUGCGCUCGCAGACGGCAGACAGCUCGUUCAGCGGCCGCGUGGCUAGGAGGAGGCUGGCAGGGAGCCGAGUGGCGAGCGACGUUGCCUCUCUCGGCCCUCUAGAGGAAUUGAGACGACGUAUGGUCGACCCGAGCGUCGCAGGUGAGGGCCACCUGGCCAUGCCUUCAACUCCCGGCGCGAUCGACGCCCAGGACGUCAGUCACCACAGACUUCUUCAGCAUGAACAUCAGCGCCCUGGUAGCCCACUUGCGGGCGGUGCUGGCUCGACCUCAGGUCAGGCGAGAAUAGGCGUGGGCAAGGCGCUGCCUGCCAUUGCUGCCAACCCGACCACGGUCACCGGCACGAUGUCGGAGCUCUCGGCAAGACUCAAGGCGAUUGACGGCAACGCUGCUCUUCAUAGCGCCGACGUCUCAGGAACGACGACACCACUGGGAUCGGCACUGCGUGGAGGAGGAGCAAAAGGCCAGGCAGAUGAUGCUGCGCCCGAGGGGCCUAGUUUCUCGAGCACCUACGAGGGCAAUGACCCCUAUAUCCGUGCCCAUCUCGAGGCGCACUACCUCGCCAAUUUCCGAGAUCGUCACCCAGGCUGGGGUCCCCAGAUCCACGCCAAUGGGCGCCGACGAGGUGGAACCCGCACGGUGACGGCGAGCGCCAGGGCCGUGGCUCCGGGCAGCAGCAAUAGGCGACCCGAUGGCAAGCUUGUAGCCUACUUCACCGAGCACACGGGUGCCAUCACUGCACUUGCCGUCUCUCCCGACAAUGCCUUUUUCAUCUCUGGCUCAGAAGAUGGCUCAUUGAAGGUCUGGGACACGGCUCGACUCGAGAAGAAUGUCACUUCGCGAUCCAGAGCUAGCUAUGCGAACCAAGGAGGAGCUAUCACCGCGCUGAUCAUGCUCGAAGGGAGCCACUGUGCGGCGAGCGCGUCCGAGGACGGCAGCGUGCAUGUUGUUCGCGUCGAUCUCUCGCUCAACCACACCUCAUCUUCGAUGCCACGCUAUGGCAAAGUCCGUCUCGUGAGCAACUUCCAGUUGUCGAAUCCAGGAGAGUACGUGACUUGCCUGUUGCAGUCCUCCUCCAAGCCGGGCGUCUCCACUGCAGAAGCGGCCGCUUCCUCGUCGAAUCCGUCUGGUGGGGCAGGAGGAGCCGGGAGCCCUACCUUGAUCUUGGGAACUACACGGUCCCGCCUCACGAUCCUCGACCUCCGCACCAUGCAGGUCUUGCAGACGCUCCGGCAACCGGCCCACUUUGGGCCCAUUACGGCCAUGUGCUCCAAUCGGGGCAACAUCUGGCUGCUCGUUGGCACGCUCGGCGGCGUCAUGGCGCUAUGGGACCUUCGCUUUGGCCUACUCGUCAAGAGCUGGCGGAUCGGACAGGCAAAGGAUGGGUGCAUCGUCCGCGUCAAUGCCGUGCGGCCUCAUCCGAGCAAGGGAAGAGGCCGGUGGGUAAUGAUUGCGUACGAAAUGGUCGACUCUUUGUCCGAGAAGCAAGGCGGCGGGAGCCAGGUCCUCGUAGAGACGUGGGACAUCGAGGAGGAAGUGCGUGUCGAGGUGUUUGAGUGUUCGAGCUCGAAACCGUCCAAGCAGGCUCCGGCCUCGGUCUCCAAGGUGGAGAAGGAGCAGCAAAGGAAUGGGCUGGGCGAUGCGGCGCAGGCCAUCGAACGGCUUGUGAAGCUCCAGGAGCUGGCUCUCGACGAGAAGCAGAGGCAGGGCAGCCAAGUCGAGAAAGAGGAUCAGAGCGGCGUCCGAUCGGCGGCGCAGCCGACGAAAGUGUCAUCCUGCGCUGUCAAGGCGAUGCUCGUCGGCCUAGAAGGCUAUUCGUCCUCCUCCUCCGCGUCGGUGGCAAAUGGACAAAUCGCAGAGAGCUGGUUGGAUGCGGGCAGGCUAGCGCAGGAGGACAGCGCAGAAGCGGGAGGAGGCGCAUCGAGGAGGAGAGAAGGCUACAUGAUUUGUGCGGGCCAAGAUCGACGGAUCCGCUUCUGGGAUCUGGGAAGGACCGACCGAAGUGUCUGCCUGGGCCUGGGCGUCGAAAAGGGCGAAUUUGUCAGCGUCAGACCCCAACGAGCAGAGACAGAUGCGACGAGGCAACACCAGCAGCAGGAUGGGCAAGCGGCUUCAACUAAAGCUGAGGCCGGCCCGACGAGGAACGUGCACAGUAUACCAUCGUCGGGCUCAACACUACAGGGCGGAUCAUCGCUGAUGAGGUCGCCCUUGCUCUCGCAGCAGCAGGCGAGCGCAGCCAUCAAAGCCCACAAGGACGCGAUCACCGCUCUGGCCAUCAUCGAGAGCCCGUACAGGUGCAUUGUGGCUGGCGACCGCGCAGGCACAAUUCGAGUAUGGGAGUAAUCCCUCUAAUUUUAUUUCAUCGUGUACAGUACAACUUUCAUUCCCUCUCUGAUGGAACUGCAAUUUGAGGCUCCCAAGAGACUGACAGUGACACAUU